UGGCAAAGAAAAUAAUGUCUUCUUCAAACUUCUUAUUUUUCUCUCUAUCUCUUCUAAUCAUCACACUCUUCCCCAUACCAAAUUGCUCCUCUGCUUCUUUAGACGAAGCCAAUGCUCUACUAAAAUGGAAAGCAAGCCUUGAAAUUCUAAACAAUUCCUUGGUCUCUUCAUGGCUUUCUUUCCCUAUGAAUUCCAGUGCAUCAUUUCCAUGCAAUUCUUGGUUGGGAGUAGUUUGCAAUGCUGAUGGGAGCAUUCAGAAGUUGAACCUCACAUCAUCUGGAUUAACCGGUACGCUUCAUCGAUUUUCAUUCUCUUUGCUACACAAUCUUACACAUUUUGAUCUUGGUAUGAACAACUUCUUUGGCCCAAUCCCACCAGAAAUCCGACUCCUGUCGAAACUUGUCUAUCUUGAUUUUUCAGAGAAUAAAUUUUCUGGAGUAAUCCCACCUGAAAUAGGAAACCUACACAAGCUAACCAAAUUGUACCUAUACUCAAACAAUAUAUCUGGCUCAAUUCCAUCAUCAUUAGGUGAUUUGACAUCUUUGAGUGUCCUUUUUUUGCACCAAAAUCAAAUCUCUGGUCUCAUUCCUAUUGAAAUUGGGAAUUUGAAAUCUCUCACUGAUCUUGCCGUGAGUGAAAAUCAACUUAGUGGUUCUAUUCCUUCAUCAUUGGGUAAUUUGACAUCGCUGAAUGCCCUUUAUUUGUACCAAAAUCAAUUCUCUGGUCCCAUUCCUACAGAACUUGGGAGUUUGAAGUCUCUCACUUUUCUUAAAAUGAGCAACAAUCAUCUUAGUAGUUCAGUUCCUUCAUCAUUUGGUAAUUUGACAUCUUUGAAUGUCCUUUAUUUGUGGACAAAUCAACUCUCUGGUCCGAUUCCUAUUGAACUUGGGAAUUUGAAGUCGCUCACUAAAGUUUCCAUGAGCGAAAAUCAAUUUAGUGGUUCUAUUCCAUUAACUCUAGCAAACCUGAGUAAUCUACAGCUUUUGUACCUAAAUGGGAAUAAAUUAUCUGGUCCUAUUCCUACAGAACUUGGGAAUUUGAAAUUUCUCACUGAUCUUCAGGUGAGCGAAAAUCAACUUAGUGGUUCUAUUCCUGCAUCACUAGGAAACCUGAGCAACUUACAGAUACUGUACCUCCAAGUGAAUAAAUUAUCUGGUCCAAUUCCUAUUGUACUUGGGAAUUUGAAGUUUCUCACUAUGCUUGUUUUGUACGAAAAUCAACUUAAUGGUUCUAUUCCUUCAUCAUUGGGUGAUUUGACAUUGCUGAAUGGCUUUUAUUUGUACAAAAAUCAACUCUCUGGUUCCAUUCCUAUUGAACUUGGGAAUUUGAAGUCUCUCACUCAAUUUGAGGUGGGCUACAAUCAACUUAGUGGUUCAAUUCCUUCAUCACUAGCAAAUCUAAGCAACCUACAGACUCUAAGCCUCAAUUGGAAUAAAUUUUCAGGCCCCAUUCCUAUUGAAUUUGGGAAGUUGAAGUCUCUCGCUCAUGCUUGGGUGUACCGAAAUCAGCUUAGUGGUUUUAUUCCUUCAUCAUUUGGUAAUUUGACAUCUUUAAUUCUCCUUUAUAUGCAUCACAAUGAGAUUGUUGGUCCCAUUCCUAGUGAAAUUGGGAAGUUGAAGUCUCUCACUGAUCUUAAGUUGAACAACAAUCAAAUUAGUGGUUCCAUUCCUCCGGAUUUUGGUAAUUUAGCUCAACUACAAAGAUUAGAUUUGUCUUCGAAUAACUUGGUUGGUGAGAUCCCAAAGGAGUUUAAGAAGACGAAAAGUAUGUUGGAGUUGUCCUUGGCUGGUAACCAACUUUCAGGUGUAAUACUUAAAGAGCUCGGAUCUUUAGAACUCCUUGAAGUACUUGAUCUAUCCAAAAAUAGAUUGAAUGGGUCGAUACCAAAAAGUAUUGGUCAAUGGGCACAAAUCCACUACUUGAAUCUCAGUAAUAACAGGCUCAGUGAGAAAAUUCCAUCUGAGAUUGGUAAAUUAGUUCAACUUACAGAACUUGAUUUAUCUCAAAAUUUGCUUACAGAAGAGAUACCAUCUGAAUUUCAAAGUUUGCAAAGUUUGCAAAAACUGAAUCUUUCUCACAAUAAACUAUCUGGUUCUAUUCCUAGUGCUUUUACAAGUUUGCCAAGUGGGAUUGACAUCGACCUAUCCAAAAAUGAGCUCACAGGUCCGGUUCCCCUUUCCUCUAACUUUGUGAAUGCGUCCUUACAAGGCAAUCCUAGUUUGUGUGGAAAUAUUACAGGACUAAAAUUUUGUGAAAGUCAAAUCUUGAAGAAGAAAGACGAUCCCUUUCAUCAUCAACUCAUCCUUGUAAUUAUCCUCCCUUUUAGUGGGGCAAUUUUACUAGUUUUUUUCAUGUGUGUCCUUAUUUCUUAUCGAAAACAAAAGAGACAUUCUCCACAGAAAACAUUGGAAAAAGGUGGAAAUUAUUUCUCCAUAACAAGUUUUGAUGGAGGAGUAGUUUACGAUGACAUCUUGAAAGCAACGAAUGAUUUCGAUGAAGCAUACUGUAUUGGGAGAGGAGGAUAUGGGACUGUGUACAAAGCUGAGAUACAGCCUAACAAUGUGUUAGCUGUCAAGAAACUUCACUCACCAUCUGAGAAUAUUGAUAAUAAUGGAUUCCUUAAUGAGGUACAGGCAUUAACGAAUAUAAGGCAUCGAAACAUAGUGAAACUCUAUGGAUAUUGCUCACAUGCCCGCCACUCAUUUUUGAUUUAUGAAUACCUUGAAAAGGGAAGCCUUGGAUCAAUCUUAAGAAGUGAUGGUUUAGUACAAGAAUUGGAUUGGUUGAAAAGGGUAAAUAUUGUAAAGGCUGUAGCUAAUGGUUUGGCUUAUAUGCAUCACGAUUGCACCCCUCCUAUAAUUCAUAGAGACAUUUCCAUUGCCAACAUCCUUCUGGAUUCCGAUUAUGAGGCACAUAUUUCUGAUUUUGGCACGUCCAAGCUUUUAAAGCUAGACUCAUCCAACUGGACCGCAAUUGUUGGGACCUAUGGUUAUAUCGCACCAGAGCUUGCUUAUACGAUGGUCGUGACCGAGAAAUGCGAUGUGUAUAGCUUUGGGAUUGUUGCACUAGAAUUGAUCAUGGGAAAGCAUCCUGGUGAACUACCAACAUUGCAUGCGGAUUAUCUGGUGUUAGCAAAUGUUGGAGAUAGUCGGAUUCCACUGCCUUCACCACAAAUUGAGAAAAAGGUUAAUAUGGUACUUAAUCUCUUAAGAGCAUGUUUGAACUCGAAUCCAAAAGAAAGACCAACAAUGCGCCAAGUUUCAAAUCUGUUGAUGAAGGCUUGAUAUUAGUGUACUUUGAAUGUUAUUUUCUUUUGUCAUGUUCCUAUAUGCAUCUUGAUAAUAUGUAUUUAUUUGAAUGCCUUUUUGUUAUGAAACUUCUCAUAUGUUUUCUUAAAUGAUUAUGUAAUAGAUAAAAUAAAUAAAUAAAAAAAUAAAUAAAAAAUAAUUAGUGAA
Lactuca virosa is the source of this 3455-nucleotide messenger RNA. Lineage: Eukaryota; Viridiplantae; Streptophyta; Magnoliopsida; Asterales; Asteraceae. The record is from the annotation of a GenBank genome assembly.